Humulus lupulus (European hop) is the source of this 1517-nucleotide messenger RNA. RefSeq names its product RING-H2 finger protein ATL20-like. The record is from RefSeq and is a predicted model, not a curated record. Gene Ontology annotation, molecular function: polysaccharide binding. Lineage: Eukaryota; Viridiplantae; Streptophyta; Magnoliopsida; Rosales; Cannabaceae. The transcript is spliced from 2 exons. The coding region runs from base 53 to 1327 and encodes 424 amino acids.
CAUCUUCUUCUUUUCUUUACUCGGCUAAUCCCAACUAACAAAAGCUCCAUCAAUGGCCGCUUACGGAGUCUUCUCAUUCUUCUUUGUCGUCUACUUCUUUCGUUCUCAUGUAGCGGCAGCGAACAUCAAGUACUGCGGAGUAGAAAAUUGUAACCCCCUCAGACCCGGACCAAAAGUUCACUUCCCUUUCUGGUUGAGAAACUCAUCACAAACCCGUCGAUGCAGCUACCGAACCGAGUUCGACCUCUCGUGCAACGAACAGAGGCAGACGAUUCUCCGGCUAGGGUCCGGCGAAUUCACCGUCCAGCAAAUCGAUUACGAAGGACAAUCUAUCUUCAUCAACGACCCCGCCGGUUGCCUCCCCAAGCGAUUCAUGAAUCGAGAAUUCGAUAACUUCAGCGCUACUCCUUUUACGAUCAAUCGAAUGGAAAACUACACGUUUUUUAAUUGCUCCAAGGAUUUCAUGGCGAUAGCGGAGUGGCUCAACCGUAUUGAUUGCCUCAGUGGCCAAAACAGAGAGUUUGCUGUUGUCGCCGUACCGACUGAAGAUCUUCAGUAUUACAGACAUGACAGGGCACCGACGUUAGAUUCACCGUCGCCUUCGCCGUCGCCGUCAUCAUCAUCGCCGUCGCCUACGUGCUCGGUGAUUACGACGGCUAUGGUUCCGCGUUCAUUCAACCCGUUCUCUAGAUUCGACAGGUUUUCGGAUAUCACCGGAAGUAUCCAGCUAGCAUGGAGCGACCCGAAUUGCAGAGAUUGCGUCGAGCGUGGUGGAAAAUGCGGGUUUCAGAGCGGUUCGGAUACAAGAAUUGGAUGCUCCGUUUCUACAAUCGAGUCAAAUCACGGUCUUCCAAGAACUGCAAAAUAUGGCAUAAUCAUAGGAGUUGGAAUACCAGGACUCCUAUGCAUAAUUGGGCUAGCAAGCUUCAUAUGUGGCAGGGUAAGGGAAUGUGGGCAGCGGCGCCGCCGGCCCUUCUCGGACUACACCGGGCCGGAGCAUCCGACGCCGGUGAUGGUGGUAAUGGGCUACGAUGGGCCCACAAUUGAAUCGUUCCCCAAGAUUGAGUUGGGAGAGAGUAAGAGAUUGCCAAAGCCCAAUGACACCACUUGCCCAAUUUGUUUGUGUGAGUACGAGCCCAAAGAUACGUUGAGAACCAUACCGGAAUGCAACCACUAUUACCACGCCAGUUGCGUCGACGAGUGGCUCAAAAUGAACGCCACUUGCCCACUUUGCCGUAAUUCUCCGGACACUGAUAGUGCUUCUUCUUCCCAUGUUAGUCCUUCUACUUCGGUUUCUCAUUCUUCUUCUUCUUUUGAAUCUUCGUAGAUGAAUUUAUAGUUCAUUUUUUGAAAAAUUUAACUUUGAUUUGUACAUACCCUGUUUGGAUGUAGAUUUCAUAAAUGGGUUGUUAUGUAUUCAUGUCAAUGUGGAUCUUAGAUGAGUGAAACAUUUUUGGUCCUAGUCGGGUCUCUGUCCUUUUCAACAUUUGUUAAUUGUGAUGCUGUGAUUCUGUGUU